Molecule: messenger RNA, 2280 nt
Organism: Hibiscus syriacus
Lineage: Eukaryota; Viridiplantae; Streptophyta; Magnoliopsida; Malvales; Malvaceae
Exons: 10
Coding region: 144-2162 (672 amino acids)
Source: RefSeq, a predicted model, not a curated record
GUGUUCUUUGAAUCCAGGAAUCAGCAAACAUAUUCUUGUGAACUUGAUUGGGGUUGCAGAAGGAUUUGAGACUUCUCAAUUUCUUUAGUGGGUAUGAAUUGAAGGGAAUCUUAGAAAUCGCGGAGGCAAGCAAAAGUAAAAAUAUGCUUGAAGCUUUGGUAAGAGAAGGAUCAUUCAAAUGGUUACUUAGCAAGCGAAGCUCCUUUGCAGAGGAAGUUGAGGAUCUGCAGAACUCUCCAUCUGCAGGAAGGAAUUGGAUACCUGGGCUGUCUCCAGUUGCAAAUAUCAUUGUGCGCCGCUGCUCAAAAAUCCUGGGAACCUCUUCAAAUGAGCUUCUAGAGUGCUUCAAUGCUGAGGCAUCUGAUUCUUUGAAGUCACAGCAUGCGAGGAAUUUUUUGGAAUACUGUUGUUUCAGGGCUCUUGGUCUGUCUACCCGAGUAAUGGGUUAUCUAGCUGAUAAAAAGUUUCGACGUCUUACAUUUGACAUGAUGAUUGCUUGGGAAGCCCCAGCAGCUGCCAGCCAAUAUCCAGUUGAUUUAGAUGAUGAUCUCUCAGUUGGGGUGGAAGCCUUCACUCGAAUAGCACCAGCAGUUCCAAUCAUUGCUAAUGUGGUUAUUUGUGAAAAUCUUUUCAAUGUUCUUACAUCUUCAACAACUGGUCGACUUCAUUUCUCUGUCUAUGAUAAGUACCUAAAUGGACUAGAAAGAGUGAUAAAAAGGAUGAAGAGCCAAAUGGAGUCCUCUCUUCUGUAUUCUUUUCGAGCAUCAAGUGGAGAAAAGAUACUUGAGGUGGAUGGGACAGUCACAACUCAACCAGUUCUUGAACAUGUUGGAAUGUCAACAUGGCCAGGUCGACUAAUACUGACUGAUCACGCAUUGUACUUUGAAGCCCUUAAAGUUGUAUCUUAUGAUAAACCUAAAAGAUAUGAUUUGUCGAAUGAUCUAAAACAAAUUGUUAAACCUGAGUUGACUGGACCAUGGGGUACUCGGCUUUUUGACAAGGCAGUGUUGUACAAAUCAAUUUCCUUAUCCGAACCAGUUGUUAUAGAGUUACCUGAGCUUAAAGGGCACACUCGGCGUGAUUACUGGCUAGCAAUAAUCCGGGAAAUUUUAUAUGUUCACAAAUUUAUAAACAAGUACCAUAUAAAGGGAGUUGAAAAGGAUGAUGCACUUUCAAAAGCUAUUCUUGGAAUUUUACGUGUGCAAGUCAUUCAAGAAAUAAGUUCCUCAAACUCUGUUCAGUUUGAGUCUCUUCUCAUGUUUAACCUUUGUGAUCAAUUACCUGGGGGAGAUUUGAUAUUGGAGACUCUCGCAAAAAUCUCAAAUUCUAGGAAAUUAGAACAGGGUAGUAAUAAAGUGGCUGGAGCUGGCAUGCACUCAAUCUCAGCCUUGGCAAUGGUUUCAAACUUAGGUUUUGUGUUUGGUUCAAGUUCCAGUAGUCAAAGUGAGGAUGGGCUUCUUGUUGGUGAAAUAGUUGUGGGUGAGAUGAGCUUAUUGGAGAGAGCAGUUAAGGAAUCUAGUGAAAACUAUAAAGAGGUGGUGCAAGCACAAGAAACAGUCGAUGGGGUUAAAGUAGAUGGUAUUGACACCAAUUUAGCUGUUAUGAAGGAGUUACUAUUUCCAGUGACAGAAGUUGGGAAGCAGCUUCUUUCCAUGGUAUAUUGGGAUGAUCCUCCAAAGUCGUUAAUGUUCUGUUUUCUUUUCACGUUCAUAAUUUUCAGGGGAUGGCUGGCUUAUGUCUUUGCAUUGAUGACACUGUUUUUCUCUAUCUUUAUGGUUCUUACUCGACUUUUCAAUCAAGGCAGGCCCGUGGAUGAAAUUAAGAUAAUAGCACCUCUACCUAUGAACACAAUGGAUCAGCUUUUGGCUGUUCAGAACGCAAUAUCUCAAGUCGAACAGCUUAUCCAAGAUGGAAACAUAGUUCUUCUCAAGUUUCGUGCCCUGUUGCUGUCCAUUUUCCCAAAGGCAAGCGAGAAAUUUGCGGCCACUCUUCUGUUUGCAGCUUUGAUACUGGCUUUAGUGCCCGGGAAAGUACAUGUUGCUACUGAUAUUUCUGGAGACAUUUACGAGAUACUCGCCGCCGAGGAAGGCGAGCACGGAAAGAUGGAUGAGGAGAUUGAGAGAAUGGUGGUUCAGCAUCCCAGCAGCUCCGGUGGUACUUGAAAUAGACAAGGAAGAUAAGAAGAGAAAGUGAUAGUAUGUUAAUUUUGUUGUUUUUUAGUUUUAACUGUACAUAAUUUCUGCUCCUGUAUGUAAAGUAAUGAUGAUAUAUAAGAACAUU